GCCCCCGCCGGCCGGCGCGGGAGCCACAGGGAGCGCCAGCCCGCGUGAGGGAGAGGGAGAAUCGCCGCCCGUCAUCCCGGCACGAAACCGAGCCGCAGCCCGGCAGCCAGGUGGAUCAAGGUGAAAGAUGGCUGAUAAGAACAGUAAAGGAGACGAUGCUUCUGUGGAGCCUCUGGCGAUGGACAAGCACAUGGCUGAAGGCAAAGGGAAAGGAAAACUGACAGCCCAGAUGAUGCAAAACCCACAGCUGCUGGCAGACCUACAGGAACGGCUUGACAAUGUGGAGCACACUCCUUCCAGCUACAUUGAAACUUUGCCUAAAGUUGUAAAGAGAAGAAUAAAUGCCUUGAAAAAUCUUCAGGUCACGUGUGCCCACAUAGAAGCCAAGUUUUAUGAGGAAGUUCAUGAGUUGGAGCGGAAAUAUGCAGCCCUUUACCAGCCAUACUUUGAAAAGAGACGAGAAGUAAUAACAGGGAGCGUAGAACCCACAGACUCGGAGUGUGAGUGGCACAGCGAUAAGGAGGAGGAGGAGGAGCUAGCAGAAGAGAUGAAAAAGAAAGCAACGGUAGAGGAAAAUAAAGAAGGAUCAGAGCAGGAGGAGAGUCCCAAAGGAAUUCCUGACUUCUGGGUCACCAUCUUCAGGAAUGUAGACAUGCUGAGUGAGCUUGUGGAGGAACAUGACGAGCCUAUCUUGAAGCACUUGCAGGAUGUUCGUGUGAAGUUUUCUGAGCCCAACGAGCCAAUGAAUUUUACAUUAGAGUUUCACUUUGAGCCAAAUGAUUAUUUCACAAACUCCAUAUUAACCAAAACGUACAAGAUGAAGUCUGAACCCGAUCAAGUGGACCCUUUCUCCUUCGAAGGGCCAGAGAUAGUUGACUUUGUGGGGUGCACCAUCGAUUGGAAGAAAGGAAAGAACGUGACGAUGAAAAACAUCAAAAAGAAACAGAAGCACAAGGGGCGGGGCACUGUACGAACCAUCACCAAACAAGUACCCAACGAUUCCUUCUUCAAUUUCUUUAACCCAGUCAGAGUUUACGGAGAUGGUGAGGCAGAAAUGGAUGAAGACUCCGAGUUUAAUUUAGCAACAGAUUUUGAAAUUGGGCACUUUUUCCGUGAGCGGAUAGUCCCUCGAGCGGUGUUGUACUUCACUGGAGAAGCCAUUGAUGAUGACGAGGAAUAUGAAGCGGACGAGGAUGAGGAAGGUGAAGACGAGGAUGAUGGUGAAGACGACGGGGAUGAAGAGGAUGAAGCUGACACGGAUCCCAAAAAAGAGCCCAACCAGCCUGCUGAGUGCAAGCAACAGUGAGUGGUCCUGAGGAAACGCCAUUGCCUAGAGAGUGAUGCCUACGGUGAAGUGUAUCGAAUUACCCUGCAGAUCAGGGCACCCUCCCCGACUGCAGCACAAUGUUAUUAAGCUAAACACUAUGUUAAAAUGCAUGGGUUGCUCUUUAACUUCAAUUUUUUUCCUACUUUUUUUGGCUUGUACAGCAACGAUUCUCUACUUUAAUAACAAGUUUGAGACUAAAGUCAUGGAGCGUGCACUCUGCGACCAAAGGAACGCGGUGUGAAAUGUAGUGAGUGUUAAAUGCGCUUGUCACUUGCAAACAGGGCAGUUCUGCUCCAUGUUGCGGGCAGUGGUUUUUCAUGGAGUCUUGAGGUGCAUCUCUCCUGUGCUGCCCGUGUCAGCAGCCUCUUCGAUUACAGCCCUUCCUUCGCCAUUCAGACUCCUAUUUAUAGUCAUGAAUGUAACUUGAAAAAGCUUUGUUGUUCAGAUCAGACAGAUUGCACCAUUUUAGGUCCAAAACAGAUCGUUCAAUAAAGCCACCAGGGAGGCAUGAGAGCUGCCACCCGCCCUGGACCUGGGCACGACCACGCCACCUCACAGAGGAUGCACGCCAAGGCUCUGUGACAGGCAUUGUCGGUGUCUUGUGGAAGUAAAAUCGUUAACACAGAUCUCUAUUUUUUUUUAUUUGUAUUAACUGUGAGUGUCCAGCACACCGCACUGUGUCCAGGCAUAGCCAGUGCUCCAGCCUUAUCUCGUUCUACACAGUUGUAAUGUAUCUUAAUAUGCUGUUUUCAAUUUGUACAGAAUAGCCAGAGUAUUCUAAUAAAGUUGUGCAAACAUUAA
Callorhinchus milii (elephant shark) is the source of this 2128-nucleotide messenger RNA. It is a transcript of the gene nap1l4b, whose product is annotated as nucleosome assembly protein 1-like 4b. Gene Ontology annotation, cellular component: chromatin; nucleus. Gene Ontology annotation, biological process: nucleosome assembly. Lineage: Eukaryota; Metazoa; Chordata; Chondrichthyes; Chimaeriformes; Callorhinchidae. Gene Ontology annotation, molecular function: chromatin binding; histone binding. The record is from RefSeq and is a predicted model, not a curated record. The coding region runs from base 128 to 1306 and encodes 392 amino acids. The transcript is spliced from 15 exons.